GGCCUGGGGUGGGGGUGGGGAAAGGGAGCCGCGUGUGGGUUAGGGGGGGUCAUGAUGCAGAGGGACCGGGCCCACUGUCAGGGCCCUGAGCUGGGAGGAGGAGGACGCCGGGAUCUGGGGCAGCCUCUCGGAAGCAGCCGAUCCCCUGCUUAGCGCCCCCUCUGCCGGCUGGGAUUCUCCCUCGGGUAGGGGGAAAGGGGGCGGGGAGCAGAGGUGUCCCUCUGACGGCGACAGAAGAGGCAGACAGACAGACACGCAGACCAACAGUGCGGCCCCAGGGUUCGUCCCCAGACUCUCAAGCUCAUUCGGUGGCGACCGGGGCUCUGCGCCGCGAAGCCGGAUGUGGUCCGGAGGCAGUGGGAAGGCGCGGGGCUGGGAGGCCGCGGCGGGAGGGAGGAGCAGCCCCAGCAGGCUCAGGUGAAUCCCCCACCCUGUCCCUUGGCCCCCGCCCUCUAAAGACCUGUCCCCGCCGGGGAACCCCGACUGUUUUGGAAAGUGGUUCGCAACUUCGCAAGUUGGUUGCAAAGCAGCAUUCACCUUGCUUCCUCCCCACCAUCCCUCCUCCUCGGCUACUCCCCACCCCACCUCUUGCCCUCCCCUCUCUCGGUUCCCUCCUUCUUUCCCUCCCCGCCUCCCCCCGCGCGCCGCUCGCACCCCACAAAAAAUAGGGUGGGGGUGUCCAGAGGAGGGGGAAAGAAAUGCUUUAGGUCGCUGUCUCUGCCGCUCUCUCUCCCUCCCUCCCUCUCUGAGACCUAAAAAUCCUGACAAGUGAAACUUAAAGGUGUUUACCUUGUCAUCAGCAUGUAAGCUAAUUAUCUCGGGCAAGAUGUAGGCUUCUAUUGUCUUGUUGCUUUAGCGCUUACGCCCCGCCUCUGGUGGCUGCCUAAAACCUGGCGCCGGGCUAAAACAAACGCGAGGCAGCCCCCGAGCCUCCACUCAAGCCAAUUAAGGCGGACUCGGUCCACUCGGUUACGUGUACAUCCAACAAGAUCGGCGUUAAGCCGCCGCCGAAUCAUGUCGAUGAGUCCAAAGCACACGACUCCGUUCUCAGUGUCUGACAUCUUGAGUCCCCUGGAGGAAAGCUACAAGAAAGUGGGCAUGGAGGGCGGCGGCCUCGGGGCUCCGCUGGCGGCUUACAGGCAGGGCCAGGCGGCACCGCCGGCUGCGGCCAUGCAACAGCAUGCCGUGGGGCACCACAGCGCCGUCACCGCCGCCUACCACAUGACGGCGGCGGGGGUGCCCCAGCUCUCGCACUCCGCCGUGGGGGGCUACUGCAACGGCAACCUGGGCAACAUGAGCGAACUGCCGCCGUACCAGGACACCAUGCGGAACAGCGCCUCAGGCCCCGGAUGGUACGGCGCGAACCCAGACCCGCGCUUCCCCCCCAUCUCCCGCUUCAUGGGCCCGGCGAGCGGCAUGAACAUGAGCGGCAUGGGCGGCCUGGGCUCGCUGGGGGACGUGAGCAAGAACAUGGCCCCGCUGCCAAGCGCACCGCGCCGGAAGCGCCGGGUGCUGUUCUCCCAGGCGCAGGUGUACGAACUGGAGCGGCGCUUCAAGCAGCAGAAGUACCUGUCGGCGCCUGAGCGCGAGCACCUGGCCAGCAUGAUCCACCUGACACCCACUCAGGUCAAGAUCUGGUUCCAGAACCACCGCUACAAGAUGAAGCGUCAAGCCAAGGACAAGGCGGCCCAGCAGCAACUGCAGCAGGACAGCGGCGGCGGCGGGGGAGCCGGAUGCCAGCAGCAAGCACAGCAGCAGUCGCCGCGCCGCGUGGCCGUGCCGGUCCUGGUGAAAGACGGCAAACCCUGCCAGGCGGGCGCGCCCGCUCCUGGCACCGCCAGCCUGCAAGGCCACGCACCACAGCAGGCGCAGCAGCAGGCGCAGGCCGCGCAGGCAGCGGCGGCGGCGAUCUCAGUGGGUAGCAGUGGCCCCGGCCUGGGUGCACACCCAGGUCACCAGCCGGGCAGCGCGGGCCAGUCUCCGGACCUGGCGCACCACGCCGCCAGCCCCGCAGCGCUGCAGGGCCAGGUCUCCACCCUAUCCCACCUGAACUCCUCGGGCUCGGACUACGGCACCAUGUCCUGCUCCACCUUGCUAUAUGGUCGGACCUGGUGAGAGGACGCCUGCCGGGCCUAGCCCAGCGCGCUGCCUCUUCGCUUCCCCUCCUGCCCGCCCCACACCACCAACCACCCGCAGCUCCAUGCGCUUCGACUUUUCUUAAGAACCUGCCCCGUUUAGACCAAGG
This is a messenger RNA of Manis javanica (Malayan pangolin), 2245 nucleotides long. RefSeq names its product NK2 homeobox 1 (gene NKX2-1). Gene Ontology annotation, biological process: cell differentiation; regulation of transcription by RNA polymerase II. The record is from RefSeq and is a predicted model, not a curated record. Lineage: Eukaryota; Metazoa; Chordata; Mammalia; Pholidota; Manidae. Gene Ontology annotation, cellular component: nucleus. Gene Ontology annotation, molecular function: DNA-binding transcription factor activity, RNA polymerase II-specific; RNA polymerase II cis-regulatory region sequence-specific DNA binding.